Molecule: messenger RNA, 764 nt
Organism: Syngnathoides biaculeatus (alligator pipefish)
Lineage: Eukaryota; Metazoa; Chordata; Actinopteri; Syngnathiformes; Syngnathidae
Product: otoraplin-like
Exons: 5
Coding region: 272-610 (112 amino acids)
Biological process (GO): cartilage condensation
Molecular function (GO): protein binding
Source: RefSeq, a predicted model, not a curated record
UGCAGUGCAAAUAAAUUACUGCACUUGUAUGAAAAAAAAAAAAAAAAAAAAAAAAAACAUUCAAAUGGAACGAUUACGUACGUUUCUUUGAGAUUGGGGCAAAUAGAAUGAUAAUGCCCGAUAAUGCCGAGAAAUGUUUUAAAAAACACGUCCAACAAAUGUGUAUUAUUUUUGUAGUUUUAUUCAGUAUUGCGAUCGGAAUUUGGGCCGCGUUACUUCUUUUUUUUAAAAUGCCAUUUUUUUCCAACCAGUUGAAUGGAUUUCCCAAGCAAUGGAUGCCGUCCUCAUGGAAAAGCUAGCAGACGAGAAGAUUUGUGGCGAUGCAGAGUGCUCGUAUGUUCUGUCCAUGGCGACGGCCUUGGACGACUUCAUAGCUCCAGAUUGCAGAUUCAUCAACAUCAAGAAGGGUCAGAAGGUUUACGUGUAUUCUAAACUGGUGCCAGAGGAGGGCGGUGGAGUCUUUUGGUCUGGCAGUGUGUACAGUGACCGCUACGUGGACCAGAUGGGCAUCAUUGGAUACUUUCCCGCUCCUGUGGUGAAGGAGAUACACACGUUUAGAGAGGAAACGGUCCAGAUCGCAACAACAAACAUGGAUUUCUUCUGCGCUUAAGGUGGACAGAUGCUUCCUGUUUUCUUAUAACUCUAUGUACAUAAAAUUAAAUACAAGUUUUUUUGCCCCAACUCAAUCUUGCGUCGCCUUUGCAACUGCCUAAAACGGGGUUCACCUAUAUCGACAAUAAGGCCAUAUUCCAAAAACUAUCCCU